GUGUCUGAGGAGGACUGCUGUUGAGUGCGGGUUCAAGAUCAUUCUGGAAAGGAGUUUUCUGUUCUCACUCUCUCUUCAUCAUUUUGCGCUGCGGUGUUUGAGUCGUGAUGUUGUGGGUUGUGCUGUUGUUGAUGGCUCUGCAGGCUCUGAACGGCUCUGCGUCUGCGCUGCCGAAAAACGAAACGUUUAUUCGCUCAUUUUCGGGAUUUUUCCUCACCGUCACCGACGAGCCGUUUGAUUAUCUGGACGUGCAGGAGGGGGGAAGCGGCUUUAGUUCUGGUCAAGAACCAACACUCAGGAAAGAGCACCUCCACCCUCCGGCAAAAAAGACUUAUCACAUCUCUCAAGAGGCUUCGAGCUUCCUCACAGGCCACGUGGCGACCGCUGUCAUCCCGACAAUAUACAUAAUAGUGUUCAUCAUCAGCGCGCCUCUCAACCUGCUGGCGCUGGUCAUGUUCGCGCGCAAAGUCAGACCCAAGAAACCGGCGGCGAUUUACAUGAUGAAUCUAGCCUGCGCAGACCUUCUGUUUGUUCUGCUGCUCCCGUUUAGGAUAGCCUACAACUACAACGGAAAUAACUGGAUAUAUGGAGCCUGGAUGUGCCGUGUUGUAACGGCUGCUUUUUACUGCAACAUGUACUGCUCUGUGCUUCUGAUUAUGUGCAUUAGUGUGGACCGCUUUCUGGCUGUCGUCUACCCGAUGGACUCGCUUACUUGGCGCAGUCCUCAAACCGCGACCGUCGCCUGCGCCGCCAUGUGGCUUUUGUCCGUUGGCGGAGUGACGCCUUUGCUCAUUUCCAAUCAGACCAUUUACCUACCUGACCUGGGCAUAACCACCUGCCACGACGUCCUCGACAUCCAGCACCUCCGGGAGUAUUACCUGUACUUCUUUCCAAUCUUCUGUUCACUUUUCUUCUUCAUCCCGCUCAUUUUUAGCACCGUCUGUUACCUGCGCAUCAUCCAAGCCUUGUGCGCGGCAAAUGUGGAAAACCGCGCGAAAAAAACGCGGGCUGUUUUUAUGGCCGUAACGGUUUUUGCAGUUUUUGUCAUAUGCUUUACACCAACAAACAUCAUCUUAUUGUCACAUUAUGUACGGUUUGCUUACAAGCACAAUGACACGUCCUAUGCUGCUUACCUGAUCUCCAUGUGCAUGGGGAGCAUCAGCUGCUGUCUGGACCCCCUCAUCUAUUAUUUUGGUUCUUCUCAGUGCCAAAAACAGGUUCUUGCUUUUCUCAAAUGUCAGGGGGUCCCUGGUAUUGAAAGGAGCGCACAGUUCACCUCCAGCACAAGGUCAAGUAAUUUGGAGACUUUGAAAAGCAGUGUGAACAGCCAGUACAUAAAGCUGAUGGCAUGAACGGCCUAAACAUUGACUUAAUGGCUGAUUGGAUAUGUCUGGAUUUUUGAAAGGGUUUUGAAAACUUUUAAACUGGCCAGGAUAAGAGAUCUUGUCAAACCACGAUGCAACAGAUUUAGGACAUUCUGUCUGUUACAGGGUUUUUCUUUCAUUUUAUUUAGGACAACUCGACGGUUGGAGUCGACUGCACUAUUAUUCAUUGGGAUCUUUUAAUAUAGAGGCGUACAUGAUAACAUCAAAACAUGCAAGAAUAAUUCAACACGACUUCCCUUUAUAUUUUCCCUAUUAAAUGAAAGAAUAGAUUAUAUGCACACUGACUUUAAAUUUCAGUCAGCCAGCCCCAGGGCUUCCUGUUAAGUGUCAUCCCAUACAAAAUCGUUGCGUGUAAGGUCUGAUUUCUUUUUUUUUUUAAAGCUGUGGUCUUUACUACAUGGUUGAGAUACGAUAUAAAGUGUGUAUCAGACCAAACAAGAGGCUCUGCAUUAAAUUAGAUUUUCUCCUACCAUGUCUUUAAAAUAUGGAAAUUAAUUUUACACCAGUAUUUUCAAUGGAGUUUCUGCUGCUAAUGACAGCGCCUGCGUUGAAACAAUAUUUCAUCUCUUUUUACACUUUAACAACCAAAUGGUUGCUUUAGUCUAUUUAACUGAUUAUAUUUGAAUUACAUUACAACAUCGAUACUGUAAAAGGAACCUUGUGAAAUUGAAAAUCGUCACAACAAAAUGUUUACUGGAAGUUCAUCAUUGGCUGAAAAACACUAGCUGUGCAUAUAGUUUGUAACUUUUAAUUUGUAAGAUUCCAUUCGUUCAUUUUAGUAUAAUUUGCUCAUCCCACAAUUAGUAUGUGAACAAUAUGUGAAAUAAACACAGGAGCUGUGUAGGACAAAAACCUGACAAACAUCUAAAAUUAGAUCUGAACAACAUCUCUAAGUGUGGGAACCAAAGUUUAAGCAAAAUAAAUGACUGUAAUUGCCAGAAUAAUGGCCAAUCAUCCAUUAUUCCAUAAUAAAACUAUUACAAAACCAUUAGAACUUAUGGUUACUAUUAUUUUCUAUUUCUAUUUCUUUUUUCUAUUUUUCUUUUUUAUUUCUUUUUGUUUAUUUGACAGCCAGAUCGCACAAAGAAAUGAAGAGUGGCUGAUUCGCACAAAUUCAUACGAUUUCAAUCAUAGGAUUUUUAAAGGAAGGUGUACCACCAAACCCCACCCUUAGCCCUAAUUGUGGGAUGAGCAAAUUAUACUAAAAUGAACGAAUGGAAUCUUACAAAUUAAAAGUUACAAACUAUAUGCACAGCUAGUGUUUUUCAGCCAAUGAUGAACUUCCAGUAAACAUUUUGUUGUGACGAUUUUCAAUU
Molecule: messenger RNA, 2701 nt
Organism: Danio aesculapii
Lineage: Eukaryota; Metazoa; Chordata; Actinopteri; Cypriniformes; Danionidae
Gene: f2r
Product: coagulation factor II (thrombin) receptor
Exons: 2
Coding region: 108-1352 (414 amino acids)
Biological process (GO): thrombin-activated receptor signaling pathway; positive regulation of blood coagulation; positive regulation of Rho protein signal transduction
Cellular component (GO): membrane
Molecular function (GO): thrombin-activated receptor activity
Source: RefSeq, a predicted model, not a curated record